GCAGUGCGCGCGGUCGGGGGCGGAGAGGCGGUGGAAGAGGCGGGGGCGGCGGAGUAGGAGACCGCGGCGGGCUCCGGGUUGAAGAAGCGUUGCGCAGUGCCGAGCCCGCCGCACGCCGCGGAGCCAUGGAGAUAGGCACCGAGAUCAGUCGCAAGAUCCGGAGUGCCAUUAAGGGGAAAUUGCAAGAAUUAGGAGCUUAUGUUGAUGAAGAACUUCCUGAUUACAUUAUGGUGAUGGUGGCCAACAAGAAGAGUCAGGACCAAAUGACAGAGGACCUGUCCCUGUUUCUAGGGAACAACACAAUUCGAUUCACCGUAUGGCUUCAUGGUGUAUUAGAUAAACUUCGCUCUGUUACAACUGAACCUUCUAGUCUGAAAUCUUCUGACACAAACAUCUUCGAAAGUAACGUGCCUUCAAAUAAGAGCAGUUUCAAUCGGGGAGAUGAGAGAAGGCAUGAAGCAGCAGUGCCACCUCUUGCUAUAUCUAGUACUAGACCUGAAAAAAGAGAUUCCAGAGUUUCUACAAGUUCACAGGAGCAGAAAGCCAGUAACGUCAGACAGACUUAUGAUGAUGGAGCUGCAACCCGACUGAUGUCAACAGUGAAACCAUUGAGGGAACCAGCACCCUCUGAAGAUGUGAUUGAUAUUAAGCCAGAACCAGAUGAUCUCAUUGAUGAAGACCUCAAUUUUGUGCAGGAGAAUACCUUAUCUCAGAAAAAACCCACAGUAACACUUACAUAUGGUUCUUCUCGGCCUUCUAUUGAAAUUUAUCGACCACCUGCAAGUCGAAAUGCAGAUAAUGGUGCUCAUUUAAACAGAUUGCAAUUUCAACAGCAGCAAAACAGUAUUCAUGCUGCCAAGCAACUUGAUAUACAGAAGAGCCGGGUAUAUGAAACAGGACAUUUAUGUGAACCGGAAGUGCUCAGCAGCUUGGAGGAGACUUACAGUCCCUUUUUCAGAAGCAAUUCAGAAAAAAUGAGUAUUGAGGAUGAAAACUUUCGGAAGAGAAAGUUGCCUGUGAUAAGUUCAGUUGUUAAAGUAAAAAAAUUCAAUCAUGCUGGAGAAGAGGAGGAGGAAGAUGAUGAUUAUGGCUCCCGAACAGGAAGCGUUUCCAGCAGUGUGUCAGUGCCAGCAAAGCCUGAAAGGAGACCUUCUCUUCCCCCUUCUAAACAAGCUAACAAGAACCUAAUUUUGAAGGCUAUUUCUGAAGCUCAAGAAUCAGUGACAAAAACAACUAACUAUUCUACAGUUCCACAGAAACAGACACUACCAGUUGCUCCUCGAACUCGAACUUCUCAAGAAGAAUUGCUAGCAGAAGUGGUUCAGGGGCAAAGCAGGAACCCCAGGACAAGUCCCCCCAGCAAAGAGGAGGAAACAAAAGGAGACAAUGUAGAAAAAAAUCAAGGAACUCAACAGAGGCAAUUAUUAUCCCGACUGCAGAUUGACCCAGUAAUGGCAGAAACUCUGCAGCUCAGUCAAGAUUACUAUGACAUGGAAUCCAUGGUCCAUGCAGACACAAGAUCAUUUAUUCUGAAGAAGCCAAAGCUGUCUGAGGAAAUAGUAGUGGCACCAAACCAAGAGUCGGGGAUGAAGACUGCAGAUACCCUUCGGGUUCUUUCAGGACACCUUAUGCAGACACGAGAUCUUGUACAACCAGAUAAACCUGCAAGUCCCAAGUUUAUAGUGACGCUGGAUGGUGUCCCCAGCCCCCCAGGAUACAUGUCAGAUCAAGAGGAGGACAUGUGCUUUGAAGGAAUGAAACCCGUAAACCAAACUGCAGCCUCAAGCCAGGGACUCAGAGGUCUGCUCCACCCUCAGCAGUUGCAGUUGAUGAGCAGGCAGCUUGAUGACCCAGAUGGUAGCUUUGCCAACGCUGAGAUGAGUGAACUGAAUGUGGCGCAGAAACCAGAGAAGCUAUUGGAGCGCUGCAAGUAUUGGCCUGCCUGUAAGAAUGGGGAGGAGUGCGCUUACCAUCACCCUGUUUCACCUUGCAAAGCCUUCCCCAAUUGUAAAUUUGCUGAAAAAUGUUUGUUUGUUCAUCCAAAUUGUAAAUACGAUGCAAAGUGUACUAAACCAGACUGUCCCUUCACUCAUAUGAGUAGGAGAAUUCCAGUACUGCCUCCAAAGCCGGCAGUUACCACACCAGCACCGCCUUCUAGUAGUCAGCUCUGUCGUUACUUCCCGGCUUGCAAGAAAAUGGAAUGUCCCUUCUAUCAUCCCAAACACUGUAGAUUCAAUACUCAGUGUACAAGACCGGACUGCACGUUCUACCAUCCCACCAUUACUGUGCCACCACGACAUGCCUUGAAAUGGGUUCGACCUCAAACCAGUGAAUGACCCAGUCCUACCUGGCAGAAGAUCAUGCAGCUUGAAAGUUUCCAUCUACUGAUAAAAGAUAUCCUACACAACUUGUCAAAUCUUUGAAACUUGGAAUAUAUUGCUUUCAUAAUAUGAAGUUUAUUGCCUAUUUGAAGUGUCUAAUUUUUCAAGUUUGUAAGUUUAUUAAGUGGUUUUAACAUUGGGUGUCUUUUUUUGUUGUUUUGUUUUUACUAUGAAAAGACAGUUAAAGGAAAAGCUAAAUCUAUUAAAACAUUUGCGGCACGUUUAUACACUGCUCUCUCAAGUAUCAGCAUCCGUGUGUGCUGUCACUGUCGGUGGGUCCUGCAGUUCAGGGCUGCAUCGCUUCUGUGUGUCUAGAGAGCUGUAGUGAGAGGUCAAGUUUCUUCAUUUUAAAAGCUGAAUUGCUGCUCUCACUUUCCCAAAGAUUAUUUAAUGUUCAUAAUCCACAAGGAGAACGGGAGUGGCUGAAAGUGAGGUGGCUCGAAAUAAUCAUUUGAUUAUUUUUCAAUUUUUUAAAUAAAUUUAGUUGAGAAAUUUAACAACAGAGGCCCCUCCAGUUGAGUGCCACUUCGAUAAAAUGGUCCCCAGGUCCCCUCCCUUCUGUGAAAAGAUUAGUGUGGUGAGUGAAAAAGAAUUGGAAUAGCAAGUGCAAAAAGAUAGGAACAAGUCCUUAAAAUGACUUCAUUUACUAUUAAUAAAUGCUUUUUUGAAUAAAUUUUUUUGGGAACUACAUUAUCACAAAAUUAUACAAAAUUUUUUACAAGUAUAUACAUUAUCAGAAAACAGACUUGAAACUCACAGGUUUAUAAAUAGACAUAUAUAUUCUCACAUUCUGAAAAAUAACAUUCUCAGAAAUAACUCCACAGAAAAUAUACUUAGUUACUACUGAAGAUAAUUUUGAAAUGUAAAAAUUAGAGUUAAAUAGUAUAUUUUAAAUGACAGAACUAUAUAAUUACAGAUAUCAGAUGGGUAAAGCGCAAAAUAGGACAAAACUUUUGGCCUACUGUAUCGGAGUUUUUUGUGUGUGGUUUUUUAAAUUGUUAAGGCAAGAAGUGUCAAAUGCUUUAGAAUUAAAUAACAAACAGAUCACUGAUUUUAAAGACUUGAUGUAUAGUAGUAUUUUUCAAAAUUAAAGCUUGAAAGGUAGUUAGAAAAGAGCGAAUUAAUAUAAAAGGGGUAGUAAUAAAGACUCAAACGUUCUCAGGACCAAAUUAAACUUUAAAAAAAAAACAACUUGUUUAGUCAUAUACCCAAAGGAUAAUACAUCUAUGAAUGUAAAAGUCCAUGUUUAAGAUCGUAAAGCCAGCAGCGUACUGUUUUGUGGCUAUUGCUUUUCCAUUGAGAAGAGUUAACCGGUCAUUAAACCAUUUGGUGAGUUGCACUUUGCUGUGCUGAUCUGAAAAGUGAAGACUCACAUCACAAGAGGAGCAAAGACAAAGUGCACAGGAGCAUAAAGCUAUUGUGUUAGGCUUGGGUGAAAUGACAGUUCCACGUCAUUCUCAGUGUCUCUGUUGAAUUUAAGGCAUUUUGUUUAUUCCACUACUACUUGAGAUGCUUUGUGUUUCUGCAGAAGAAAUUUGUUUUAAAUUGCUUAAAUUUCUGGAAAUACAAACUUUUAACUAUCUUUUACAAAUGGUAUAUAAUUUUGUUUGUAUAGUUCCACUGUAAAGAACAUAAAUGGAAACAAUGGCUUAUUAAAUGGUUUAGAUCAGCCAUUGUAAGAGGAAGGUAGCAUGUUAACAUCUGGGGUUUUAGCUGUUUUAGCUGUUUAAUAGACACUGCCUGGAAACAUUUAUCUUUCAGUUGUUAUGGUUUAUGGACAAGCUAAGGUUGACCAAGAAACAUUUUUGGGAUAACUUGGUCUGAAAUGACUCACAAAAAAAGGAUCACAAAAACGGAAGGGAAGGAGCACAUUUGGCGAUAUGUGAGCGGUCCCAGAGCACACUGCUCUUUGACGGGUAACAGACAGGACUCGGAGGGGCCAAAAGUCACAGGUUCAGUAGUUUAAAUUCUACAAACAAAAAACAGUUCUCUGGGCUGAAAGAAUAAAUACAGGGCAGAUGGUUUAUGACCUGUCAUGUCUCUUCAUCUUUUCUUAGUUGGUGGCUAGUACAGCAAGGUGGUCAUGUGAUGACUACUUACAGUGACUUGAUCUCAAGUGAUGAAACUGACUACAGCAGUAAUUAAGGCUGGCUUACCAGCUUGGGCACUCUAAG
Tupaia belangeri chinensis (Chinese tree shrew) is the source of this 4555-nucleotide messenger RNA. RefSeq names its product zinc finger CCCH-type containing 14 (gene ZC3H14). Lineage: Eukaryota; Metazoa; Chordata; Mammalia; Scandentia; Tupaiidae. The coding region runs from base 126 to 2336 and encodes 736 amino acids. Gene Ontology annotation, molecular function: poly(A) binding; metal ion binding. The record is from RefSeq and is a predicted model, not a curated record. Gene Ontology annotation, cellular component: nucleus; cytoplasm. The transcript is spliced from 17 exons. Gene Ontology annotation, biological process: regulation of mRNA stability.